Messenger RNA from Rotaria sp. Silwood1, 2280 nucleotides. Lineage: Eukaryota; Metazoa; Rotifera; Eurotatoria; Philodinida; Philodinidae. The record is from the annotation of a GenBank genome assembly.
AUGCUUUCAAACCAGGAUAAUGAACCAUUCAUUGCAAAGAAUGAUGCUUUAGGAUAUGUUCAUGGAGAAAAAUUAUACAAACAAAUUGAAUCUCAUUUUGAAGCUUAUCUUAUCAAACUUCAUCAAACUUGCAUCACUUGUCAUGAUGAAGAUCUAAUUCGAUUAUAUAUGGAUUAUUGGGAACGAUAUCAAUGUUCAAGCAAAGUAAUUGAUGGCUUUUGUAGUUAUGUUAAUAAAUGGUGGAUAUUAGCAGAUAAUACAAAACGUAUCGAUGAUAUAUUCACUGAUUCUUCAGUUUAUAUUAAUACAAUUCUUGGAGGUUAUAAAAAAUAUAUGACUCUUAUCAAAGAAUGUUUCGAAGUCGAUAUCAGUCGUUUUAUUUUAGUUCUCGAACAUGCUUUUACUAAAGUUCUAAAUAGAAAUGCAGUAACUAUUGCAGCUCACAGUAGUACAAAGUCGUCUGAACUAUUGGCUUUAUUUUCUAAUAUAAUUUUUCAAAUAAAUAAUGAUAUAGAUGAUACAAAUAUUCAAAAAUAUAUAGAAGAUAUUAUGAUAGUUUUCAAAUGCAUUGAAAAUAAAGAUGCAUUCCAUAAUUUCUAUUGGCAAAUGUUAGCUGAACGACUAGUUUAUGAACGAAGCGCCUCAGUUGACUAUGAAAAAAUGAUGAUUACACAAUUUCAAAAAGAAUGUGGACAUAUGUAUACAUUAAAAUUAAAUAAAAUGAUUGAAAAUUUUUGUUUGAAAGAAAACUUGAUGAAAAAAUAUCAAGAACACUGCGAAAAUCAGCAAUCACUAUUCAAUUUCUCAUGUAUGGUACUUGCUACAAAUUUAUGGCCUUUUUCUGUUAUAUCCGACUUCAAUCUACCAUUUGAACUUGCGUCUUCGAUUGAUAAUUUCAUUCAAUUCUACUAUCAUCAACAUAACAAACAAAAACUUACAUGGCUUUAUCAAUAUUCAAGAGGUGAACUACAUGCCUAUUUUACUAAAUCGACAUAUGUACUACAAGUAUCAGCUUAUGAAAUGGCCAUUCUACUUUUAUAUAAUAAUUCAUUAGAAUGGACAAUUGAGCAAAUCUACAAAAAGACACAUAUUAAGACUGAUAUUUUGAUGGAAAUUUUGUAUAUUCUUAUUAAAAGUGAUCUAUUAACAUGUUUGCAAAUUAGAAAAGAAGAUUUAAAGGAGAAAAAUCUCCAAAUGGGACAUAUGAUUCGAUUAAAUGAUAAUUUUACAAGCUUUGAUUCAAUUCUCACUUCAUUUCGACAACCAUUUUGGUUAAGCGAAAAAUGUUGGCUAGUAACUUGUGAUUAUAUUAUGGAAUUGAAAACAAUCGCUCUCUAUACAAUACCAAUGCGUACAGAUGACAAAGAAAAAAUAAUAAGAUAUAAAGCAUCAUCAACGAAUACUGGAUGUUUUCUAACAAGAAUCUGGAAAAAUACGAUUGAUUUCGUUGAAGAUGAGACAAUCACGACACUCAAACUUUCAGUGUGUCCAGCUGGAACUGUUAGUAAUCGACGAGAAAGAUUUUACAAUUUCUAUGAACGGCCACUACCAGCUGAACGUUUUCGAUUGGAUCAGAAGAUUGGACCACAACAUCUAGCAGAUGCAUUUAAAAAUUGCUCGACGAAUUUUUGUGGAACUACAUUUACUGUGAUUUGUGAUACAUGGAUAACAGAAAUUGAACUCUCAUCAAAUCAUAUUAGAAAUGAUGGGAUGAAAUAUCUGGCAAGUGCAUUGAAAAACAACAAGACUCUCAAGGCACUCUAUCUUCAAUGGAAUUUUAUUGGAGAUCUUGGAGUACAGUAUCUAGCAGAUACAUUACAAGUCAAUACGACAAUCACAACACUUCAUCUUGCAUGGAAUAUAAUUACAAAUGUUGGAGUAAGAUACUUAGCUGAUGCUUUAAAAUGCAACACAACAUUAACAACAUUGAAUCUUGUAUCGAAUAACAUUUUUGAUGAUGGAAUAAAAGAUUUAGCAGACGCACUAAUCAUAAAUACAACGCUCACAACACUUCAUCUUGGAUCGAAUGCAGUCGGAAAUGCUGGCGCACAGUACUUCGCUAAUGCAUUAAGACAUAACAAAACACUUACAUCACUUCAUCUCGGAUCAAAUAAAAUUGAAGAUGAAGGAGCAAAGCAUCUAGCAGAUGCAUUAGAAAGCAAUAUAACACUUACGAUGCUCUAUAUAAAUUUUAAUAAAAUCGGAGAGCAUUGGAUGAAACAUAUUGCUUCUGCAGUAGAAAAAAAUAAAGUCAGAGAAACAGUCAUUUCAUCAGGUUAA